Molecule: messenger RNA, 2653 nt
Organism: Brassica napus (rape)
Lineage: Eukaryota; Viridiplantae; Streptophyta; Magnoliopsida; Brassicales; Brassicaceae
Exons: 2
Coding region: 2014-2556 (180 amino acids)
Molecular function (GO): zinc ion binding
Source: RefSeq, a predicted model, not a curated record
GACGGACAAAUAUCCGUCGGUAUAUUCCGACGACCAUUGUCCGUCGGAAUAUUCCGACGACCAUUGUCCGUCGGAAUACACCGAGGAAUCCACUACGUCGGAAUUGUCCGAGGAACAUUCUCCGUCGGUACAUAGUUUUUCCGAUGAAUUCUGGUCUCGUGUCUCCGCAUCGUAAUAUCGUCGGAAGUUCGUCAGAAUGACGUUUCUCGGUAUUCGUCAGAAAGUCGUCGGAAGUUCUGACGAAAUUCCGACGAAUUUUUUUUUUCCGACAAAACGAUACCGACGGACAGGUUCGUCGGAAAUUCGUCGGAAUCGGUCUAUUCCGACGAAUUUCCGACGAUUUCGGCCAUCAGAAUCCCCCUGUUUUCUUGUAGUGACUAUACUAUAUAUUUUGUUCCAUUCUAUUUAGGUUUAGGAUCUACUUGGAUUUAGGGUUUAAAGAGUAGGAUUUAGGGUUUAGUAUUUGGAAGGUGGUGGUUAAGGUUUGGGUUUAGUGACCCUAUCAUGUAUUGUUCCAUUUGACGAUUAAUAAAAAGUGUUCUAUUUUUUUAACCAAUAUAUACUAUACUAUGUAUUUUGUUACAUUCUAUUUAGGUUUGGGGUAUAUACUUGGGUUUUUGGUCUAUAAUUGGGUUUAAGGUUUAGUGAUUAUGAUUUAGGGUUUAGUAUUUGGAAAGUGGAGGUUGAGUUUUGGAUUUAGUGAUAACAGUUUAAAGUUUAGUAUUCAAAAUUUAGAUUUAGAUUUAGAGUUUAUAUAUGAGUUUAUGGAUUAUAUUUGGUUUUAGGGUUUACUGAUUAGGGUUUAGGGUUUAGUGAUUAUAGUUUAGGAUUUAUUAUUUAGAUGUUUGUGGAUUUGGGAUCAAAUUUAUUAUUUAUGGAUUAUGAUAUAGUUAAAUUUUUUAUACUAUUUGAAUGAUAUGGAAUAUAACAGUCCGAUUUAAUUGUGAGAAUUAAAUGGAAUAUACUAUUUAUUGUAAGAGUAAUUUAUUUUCAUGAACAGAUUUACUGAGCACAGAAACAUAUGAAGUAGUUACGUAAAUGAUGUGGAUGGAUUUGGUGUCUUCAUUUUCAACAGUGAGCAGUAAAUAUCGACCAUACCUUAUUUUUUUCAACGUCAUCUACGUAACUUAUUCACCGGUUACUUGUACCAGAAGAGGGUAUAACCUACUAAACUUGAGCUAAAUGUUAUUGAUUUAAUAAUGUCAAAAUCAUUAUCAUAUUCUUAACUAUGCUUCCAAAAUUAGCUAUUUGGCAAAUUAACCCUAAUUAAAAAGCCAAUACUUAACAAGCCGACAGAAAUCAUUGUGGAAACAUCAAAGUCAAAGUAAAAGGAAAAGAAAGGUUGAAACGAUAGCCUACCGAUGUCCAUCUAAAUUCACUGUUAAGUAAAGGGAAAUCGACCAAAAAAACACUGAACUUUGCGGGAAUUGCCAAAAGAAACCUGGACAUAUGGGCUAGCCAAUAAAAUCCUGAACUUUUGUUGACUUUUCGGGUUUAUUAAGAAACUUACGAUUGACUGACCAGAUAAACACACCGUUAACCGAGUUAACUGUUAAUUAAGCGGACGUUAAUUUUGGGUGUUAAAGUAUACGACGUCGUUUCAUCACUUUGUCUGAUCAAAGACAAACGACGUCGUUUAUAUAGCUGUGUUAUUAAAAAUAUGGGUUUCCAACGGCUCGAACUCGUGUACUCGGGUUUAAUGGUAGGGGUUUUUGCCACUGAGCUAGUGGACUUUGCAAUAGAUUUACGAACACAAUUUCUUUUAUUCUUCGAAUCCGAGUUAAAGACAAAUUAAUGAAACGAUGCGUUUUACAUUAACUUUUUUAUUAAAAAGAUGGGGUUCCAUCGACUCGAACUCGUGCACUCGGGUUUAAUGGUAGAGGUUUUUGCCACUGAGCUAGUGGACUUUGCAAUGGAUAUACGAACACAGUUUCUUUUAUUCUCUUUGAAUCCGAGUUAAAUGAAUCAAAAAGAAACGACGGCGUUUUCUCCUCCGAUUGGUAUAAACCCUAAAUGGGCGAAAUCAUAAAUCCAGUUCGCGAUUCAAGCUCGAUUCUCUUCGAUCUCGUCCUUAAGAAUCUCGAUUCUCAUCUCUCCUUCUUCGAGUAUCGCAUGAUGAGUUCGGGUUGUGAGGAUUCGUCUGUGAAUACGAUGGGAAUUCGUGGUAUCCCGGAGCAAUGCGGCUGUGGUCGAAGAACUGGGAUAUACACAUCAAAAACGAAGGUCAAUCCAGGAAGAACUUUCUUUAGAUGCCCAACGUUUCAAAAUGAUCACUUGUAUAAAUGGGUUGAUGAAGCUGUCUACGAAGAGGUUCAAGAUGCAUUGCCAAAAGUUGAGUGCUUUGCAUCAGAUGUUAUGAAAAUUAAAAUGGAGAUCGAAAGCAUGAAAACCGUGGAGGAAGAGUUGAAAGAAGAUGUCAGGAAGGCGAGCAAUGAACUUAAGAAGCUGAAUGUGAUCAUGAAAGUGGGCUUUUCGGUGGUUUGUUUAGGCGUUGUGAUAUGUCUUGUGUUGAUCAUGUUUGACAAAGCAGAUGGGUUGUCUAUGAAUAGCUACUAGGAGACUCUGUUUAUGUAAAGCUAUGUUUAUGUAAGAAUCAUGGUUCAUGUAAGGCUAUGUUUUAAGACAAUGUUUCAGUAAUGUUUAUGUUUUACUU